Messenger RNA from Phyllostomus discolor (pale spear-nosed bat), 4724 nucleotides. RefSeq names its product kinesin family member 15 (gene KIF15). Gene Ontology annotation, biological process: microtubule-based movement. Gene Ontology annotation, molecular function: ATP binding; microtubule binding; microtubule motor activity. The record is from RefSeq and is a predicted model, not a curated record. NCBI's taxonomy places the organism in Eukaryota, Metazoa, Chordata, Mammalia, Chiroptera, Phyllostomidae.
GGGCAACAUGGCGGCCUCGGGGCUUGCGUCAACGUCCGAAGAGGGCGCCAAAUUCAAAUUCGCGGCCAUCUUGAGCGAGCGGAGUCCCGGCUCGCUGCGCACCUGCGGGUGUGCGCAGCCCUGCGUUGGCCUCGGGAUCCGGGGGUGAGGGCGCCAUGGCGCCCGGCUCCAAAAAUGAGUUACGCGGUGUGACAAAUUGUCAGUCUAACCAGCCAAGCAGUGAAGGUGAUGCCAUCAAAGUCUUUGUGCGCAUUCGGCCCCCUGCGGAGGGUUCCGGAUCAGCCGAUGGAGAGCAGAACGCGUGCGUGUCCGCGCUCUCCUCCACGACGCUCCGGCUGCACUCCAACCCCGAGCCCCGGACCUUCACCUUCGAUCACGUUGCUGGCAUGGACGCUACUCAGGAGUCUGUGUUCUCAACCGUGGCCAAAGGCAUUGUGGAGUCGUGCAUGAGCGGCUACAACGGCACCAUCUUUGCAUAUGGACAGACUGGCUCAGGGAAAACAUUCACGAUGAUGGGGCCAUCUGAAUCUGACAAUUUUUCUCAUAACUUGAGAGGAGUAAUCCCACGAAGUUUUGAAUAUUUGUUUUCCUUAAUUGAUCGUGAAAAAGAUAAGGCUGGAGCUGGGAAGAGCUUCCUGUGUAAGUGCUCCUUCAUUGAGAUCUACAACGAGCAGAUCUACGACCUGCUGGACUCUGCAUCGGCUGGACUGUACUUAAGGGAGCACAUCAAGAAGGGGGUCUUUGUCGUCGGAGCGGUGGAGCAGGUGGUGACCUCGGCUGCUGGAGCCUACCAGGUGUUGUCUGGAGGAUGGAGAAACAGGCGCGUGGCAUCGACGUCGAUGAACAGAGAGUCCUCAAGGUCUCACGCAGUCUUCACAGUUACCAUAGAGUCGAUGGAGAAGAGCAACGAGACCGUGAACAUCCGAACCUCCCUGCUCAACCUGGUGGAUUUAGCAGGAUCUGAAAGACAGAAGGACACCCAUGCAGAAGGGAUGAGGUUGAAGGAAGCAGGGAACAUAAACCGAUCGUUGAGCUGCCUGGGCCAAGUGAUCACCGCGCUCGUCGACGUGGGUAACGGGAAACAGAGGCACGUUUGCUACAGAGACUCCAAGCUCACCUUCCUGCUGCGGGACUCCCUUGGAGGUAAUGCCAAAACAGCCAUAAUCGCAAAUGUUCAUCCUGGAUCCAGGUGUUUCGGAACCCUGUCAACGCUGAAUUUUGCUCAGAGGGCCAAACUGAUUAAAAAUAAGGCAGUGGUAAACGAAGACACCCAAGGCAACGUGAGCCAGCUCCAAGCUGAAGUGAAGAGGCUCAAAGAACAGCUUGCCCAGCUUACUUCAGGGCAGAUAGCGGCGGAACCCUUUCUGGCCAGAGACAAACAUGAGACUGAUUACGUGAGGUAUUUCCAGGAGGCCAUGAUGCUGUUUAAGAAGUGUGAACAGGAGAAGAAGUCUCUGGUAGAAAAAGUUACCCAAUUAGAAGACCUCACCCUCAAAAAAGAGAAAUUUAUUCAGUCUAAUAAGAUGAUUGUGAAGUUCCGAGAGGACCAAAUAACGCGGCUGGAGAAGCUCCACCGGGAGUCGCGGGGCAGCUUCCUGCCCGAGGAGCAGGACCGGCUGCUGUCAGAGCUGAGGGACGAGAUCCAGACGCUGCGAGAGCAAGUGGAGCACCACCCCAGAGUCGCCAAAUACGCCAUGGAAAAUCACUCCCUCAGGGAGGAGAACAGAAGACUGAGAUUGUUAGAGCCUGUGAAAAGAGCCCAGGAGGUGGACGCCCAGACCAUUGCAAUGCUGGAGAAAGCUUUCUUCGAGGUGUCUGGCACAGAGAAAGUCGAGAAAAGUCAGCAAGCAUUUUCUCCAAAAGCUGCAAAAGAGCCACAUUCAUUAGCAAACACUGAGAAGCUAAAAGCACAACUACUACAAACUCAGACAGAGCUGAAUAAUUCAAAGCAAGAGUAUGAAGAAUACAAAGAACUAACUAGGAAAAGGCAGCUAGAAUUAGAAUCUGAACUUCAGUCUUUGCAAAAAGCGAACCUCAAUCUUGAAAACCUUUUGGAAGCAACAAAAGUCUGCAAGCGGCAGGAAGUUUCUCAGCUGAACAAAAUUCAUGCUGAGACGCUGAAGAUUAUAACUACACCAACCAAGACUUACCAGCUUUGGUCCCGAUCGGCACCAAAGUUGAGCCCUGAAAUGGGGAGCCUGGGGUCUGCGCACACUCAGAAUUCCAGCCGGUUUGACAAUGAUAUCUUAAAUGAGCCACUUCCUCCUGAGAUGAAUGAACAAGCUUUUGAGGCCAUUUCUGAAGAGCUGAGAAUUGUGCAGGAACAAAUGAGUGCCCUUCAAGUCAAGCUGGAUGAAGAAGAGCAUAAAAACCUGAAGCUCCAGCAGCGCAUCGACAAGCUGGAACACCAUUCUACGCAAGUGCAGGAGCUGUUCUCGUCGGAGAGAGCCGACUGGACCCAGCAGCAGCAAGAGCACCUCUCACAGCUGAGCGGCCUUGAAAAGCAGCUUCAGGACACUCAGACGAAGAAUGACUUCCUGAAAAGUGAGGUGCACGACCUGCGAGUCGUUCUUCAUUCUGCCGACAAGGAGCUAUCUUCGGUGAAACUGGAGUACAGCUCGUUCAAGGAGAGUCAGGAGAAAGAGCUCAGCGACCUUUCUGAGAGGCACCUGCACGUCCAGCUCCAGCUGGAGAAUGUCAGAUUAGAAAAUGAAAAGCUUCUUGAGAGCAAAGCCUGCCUGCAGGAUUCCUAUGAAAACUUACAAGAAGUAAUGAAGUAUGAAAUUGACCAACUUUCCAAAAACCUCCAAAACUGCAAAAAAGAAAAUGAGACUCUGAAAUCUGAUCUGAAUAAUUUGAUGGAGCUUUUUGAGGCAGAAAAAGAACGCAAUAACAAAUUAUUAUUACAGUUUGAAGAAGAUAAAGAAAACAGUUCUAAAGAAAUCUUAGACGUCCUUGAGGCUGUGCGUCAGGAGAAGCAGAAGGAGAUGGCCAAGUGCGAGCAGCAGAUGGCAAAAGUACAGAGACUAGAGGAGAGUUUGUGUGCCACCGAGAAAGUCAUCCAUUCUCUGGAGAAGUCCAGAGAUGCUGACAAGGAAGCUGUCGCCAACCUCCGGAGCCAGGUCCAGGAGCUGAGAGCAUCGGUCUGCGAGAAGACAGAGACCAUAGACACCCUGCAGCAGGAACUGAAGGACGUCACUUGCAAAUACAACUCUGCUUUGGGUGACAAAGAAGAGAGCAAAGUGUUGAUUAAGAGACAGGAAGUAGAGAUUCUGGACCUGAAAGAAACCCUUAGACUGAGAAUAAUCUCUGAAGACAUCGAGAGGGACAUGCUCUGCGAGGACCUGGCUCAUGCCACUGAGCAGCUGAACAUGCUCACCGAGGCCUCCAAGAAGCACUCGGGGCUCCUGCAGUCCGCCCAGGAGGAGCUGACCCGGAAGGAGGCCAUGAUCCAGGAGCUCCAGCACCAGUUAAACCAAAAGAAAGAGGAGGUAGAACAGAAGAAGAACGAGUAUAACUUCAAAAUGAGGCAACUCGGUCACGUGAUGGAUUCUGCUGCCGAGUAUCCCCAGAGCCCGAAAACCCCGCCUCAUUUCCAAACACACUUGGCAAAGCUCCUGGAAACACAGGAACAGGAGAUAGAAGACGGGCGGGCCUCCAAGAUUUCUUUGCAACGCCUUGUCACUAAGCUAAAUGAAGACAGAGAAAUAAAAAAUGCUGAAAUCCUCCGAAUGAAGGAGCAGCUGAGUGAAAUGGAGAACCUGCGCCUGGACGCCCAGCAGCUGAGAGAGGAGAACUGGCUCCUGCAAGGUCAGCUGGACGACAUUAGAAAGCACAAGGACGGCAGCGGCCAGAAUCAUCCAGACAGCCAACAGCUCAAGCAUGAACAAGAAGAACUUACCAAAGAAAGACUUGCUAAAAAUAAGUUAGUUGAAGAAAUGCUGAGAAUGAAAGCAGACCUGGAAGAAGUCCGGACCGCCCUCCGGGAGAAAGAGACGGACUGCCUUAGAAUGACUGAGGAAGUCGAGCGCACCAGAACUUUGGAGUCCAAAGCCUUCCAAGAAAAGGAACAGCUGAGAUCGAAGCUGGAAGAACUGUAUGAAGAAAAGGAGAGAACGUCUCAGGAGACGGAGAUGCUGAGGAAGCAGGUGGAGUGUCUCGCUGAGGAAAACGGGAGGUUGGUGGGUCACCAAAACCUGAACCAGAAGAUCCACUACGUCAUGCGGCUGAAGAGGGAGAACGUGCGGCUCGCUGAGGAGACAGGAAAGUUGCGUGCUGAAAAUACAGUUUUGAAAGAAAAUAAGAAAAAAGAGCUUCUGACGAACACUCUGCACUCACCCACGUCCAGUGGCAGCGAGCAACCCGCGGUGUAGGGGCGCAGCCCCCCUUCCGGGCUCCGAACCGACUGUGAAUCCUGGGAAGGCCUUGGGCCUUUUAAAAAUAAAGCUUGUAGCUGAUGUGUACAGUGGGCGUUCGCCAGUCCGUUUUUCCCUGGGGUACCAACGUGAUCUCCUCUGAGUCUUACAUCGGAAACUGUGUUCAGUGGUCCCAGAACUGGCAGUGAGGUUCACAGCUGACAGCACAGUGUGUAUAAAAAGCAAACUUGUGAAUAUAGAUUAUUUUUGUAUUUCUACUUGAAGUAUUUUCAUGAUCCUUUUUAUAACUGUAAACAUGGCCAUUUUUCAAAAUGUAAUAAAUCUUUUUCGAAUAAAGAGUCCAAAAAA